This is a messenger RNA of Rotaria socialis, 1245 nucleotides long. NCBI's taxonomy places the organism in Eukaryota, Metazoa, Rotifera, Eurotatoria, Philodinida, Philodinidae. The record is from the annotation of a GenBank genome assembly.
AUGAUCUUAGCAGCAGCUGCAUGUGCUGUUGCUGGUGCUGCAGGACUUUCUUAUGUAUUUGAUGAUGAUGAACAAUCAUUACAUAGAAAAUAUGAAACAGUUACUGUAUCGUCAACAAUUGCUGAUAAACAAGGUGUCGUUAAAUGUGUUAUACAUCCGUAUUCAUACAUGUAUCCUCCAUUUCUUAGACCAGAACAAAACAAAACUUCUAUUCGAUUUAUAAAUCAAAAUCAAUUAAAAUUACCUAUAGAAAUCAAUAAACUAAAAGCUAAUGAUUCGAUUUUUAAACGCAAUUUUUCUAUUGUUUUCUUUUGGUCAAUGCCAUUAAAAGCUCGUCUAUUACAAACAUCAACCAAACCAUGUUUUAGUAUUGAGAAUUCUAAUAUCUAUGAACAUAAAUCGAUAAAAUUUAGUGUUGGAAUUCAGAAUGAAAUUAAUGGAAUUUCUAACGUUUCAUCAGAGAUAGUUCUUUCAAAUCUUAAUGAUGAAUACGAUAAUACAUUUGAUUCGUUAACCUUAUACAAUCCAAUACGAAAUGAUGAUACCAUACCGAUUGGUGUACUUAACAAGAAAAAAUCCAGUAUAACUGAAAAUAAUAAUAAUAAUCAAAAACGAUUUUGUUGUGAUAAAAUAUUAGAUUCAAAUCAAAAUAAUUUAAUGAGAAAUAUAAUAUUAAAAAAUGUAAAUUUAUGUGUAGAUAAUUUAUCCAAAGUUUUAAGUGAAUCAUGUUCAAAUAAUGAAAAACAAUCAGCUACAUUACAAGAUUCAAUUUCAUUUGAUAAUAGUAAAUCUAAGACAUUGAUUCAACAGGAUAUCUAUCAGAAUAUACAUUCGCAAUCAUUUAAAAAACAUGACGAAAGUUUCAAUUCGAAUCAAAUUGCUCUGCUCAAAGGUAAUAAUAUUACAAAUUCGAAUGAACGAGUAUCUGAUGGUGUAAUUUUACAUCGUGGUAAACAAUUCGGUAAAACAUUGGGUGAACCCAUAGCACGCAAAUAUUAUGAGAACGAAGAAUGUUCGACCAGGUCUUCUCAUUUGAUUAAUGUAUUAAAUAGAUUAUUAUCGAAAACGAGUUGUUUAUUAAUGCGCCAAUAUAAUAUUCAAUCAAUCGAAGAUUUAAUUCGAUUAUUUUUAGAACACGGUCAACAGAAUUUUACUGAAAUUAUGAUCAAUGAUUUCAAGGUUAAUUCAUGUGUUGUUGAACAAAUUAAUAUGCUACUAAUAGAAUGGACUAGAAAGCUGACUUGA